GUGGCUUAUCCUUGUCCUAUGCGGAUUUUCACCACUGACUGCCUGCCCGAGCGGCUCGCAUCAUCCAGAAUAUAGGCCGGGAUUUAGACACUGACGUUCCCAUUCAGGGGUUCCUAAAAACACCCGCCAGUCGUCCCGCUCUCGCGUUUGCCGGAUAUAGGUGCGGAGGGGGGUAUAAUUGUGGUCGCCCUUCUUAGCCGAUCCCAGCGGAUGGGAUAUUAUCGGGACGUGGAGAGGAUGCUCAGUGGAACAGGCGGAAGAUGAGCAAUGGACAAGGAGCAUCCGGUAACCCCUGAAAGAGAAGAGGAGCCUUCAUUGCCACUGCGUUCCCCCUGUCACCCGCCCUCUUCACCUGUUGAGCGUUUGUUUUUCACUUUCUCCAUCCUUCAUCACCUGUCACCAUGACAACCUCAGCCCUGCGCCGGCAGGUGAAGAAUAUUGUGCACAACUAUUCAGAAGCAGAGAUCAAGGUUCGCGAGGCCACCUCGAACGAUCCAUGGGGCCCGUCCUCGUCUCUCAUGUCAGAGAUCGCUGACUUGACCUUCAAUGUGGUGGCAUUUGCUGAGGUCAUGGGCAUGGUGUGGAAACGUCUCAACGACAGCGGCAAGAACUGGAGACAUGUCUACAAGGCGCUGACUCUGUUGGAUUACCUGCUGAAAACAGGAUCAGAGAGAGUGGCCCAACAGUGCCGUGAGAACGCAUUCACUAUUCAGACGCUACGUGAUUUCCAGUACGUGGACCGUGAUGGCAGAGACCAGGGGGCCAAUGUAAGAGAAAAAGCACGCCAACUAGUAUGUCUGCUCCGGGAUGAGGAGCGGCUCCGUCAGGAGAGAAGUCAAGCCCUAAAGACCAAGGAACGAAUGGCUGGGGGAGGCAGCGGAGGAGGCGGAGGGGGUGGGGGUGUGUACGGAGGUAUCCCCCCGUCCUACCACCCAGGCAGGCGAACAAGCCAGCCCAGCAUGGCUGUGCUCUAUGGGGAAGAGUUCAGCCGCUCCAGAGGCUCUCCCUCCUCCUUUAACUCCUCGUCCUCGUCUCCUCGCGCCGCCUCAGACCUGGAGCAGGCCCGACCUCAGACCAGCGGGGAGGAGGAGCUGCAGCUCCAGCUGGCCUUAGCCAUGAGCAGGGAGGAGAGUCAGAAGGAGCAAUGCUGUCGCCAAGGAGACGAGUCUCUUUUACAGAAGGCCCUGGAUGAGAGCAGGAGAGAGAGCCAGUCAGGGACACAUGAGGAGUCAGCCAUGCUGGACUUGGUGGACAUAUUUGGCCCUUCAUCUGAGGCCCCACCUCCACGUACUGACCCUUGGGACUCUACCCAGCCCACCUGUAAUGUCACCUCUGACCCCUGGGACUCUGUAGCAGUCCACUCCAGCACUCCUGUGAUUGGCAGCCCAUGGACUGCCCCUCCCUCAUCCUCCAACGCAUCCAAUCCUUGGGCUUCGUGUGCCAACUCGCAUGCAGACCCCUGGGAAGCAGCGCCUGUCUCCUCCAGUCCUGUCAAUCAUGAGUGGGACAGCCCGACAGACGGAGGUGGUGAUGGGACAGAUCCCUUUGCUGAGCAGGAAGAAGAGAAGCCUAAACAAGAGGUCCCUCAAGUGUCCUCCCCUCAAACUGCAAGUCCCACAGACGCAGAGCUGUUUGGGGUAAAGGCAGACUCUGACCUAUUUGCUGAAGCAGAUUCCAAGCCAGAUCCAUUUGGGACAGAACCUUCGGUGAAACCCCAGGUCAACGGACGAGAGUCGGCCAGCCCAGAGAUGUUUGACCUGUCUCGGCUAGCACCCCCACUCAGCGUCGUCACACGUGUGUGUCGAACCCCAGAGGCCUUUCUGGGACCUACGGGGGCCUCGCUGGUCAAUUUAGAUGCUCUGAUACCCUCCAACCCCCCUAGCAAGAUGCCGAACAACCCCUUCCUCUUAGGUCUGAGUGCUCCGUCUCCCACUAACCCCUUCCACUGCGACCAGCCUCGCCUCACCCUCAACCAAAUGCGGCCAUCCUCUACAUCCCCACUGCCCCCCCACAUGCUCUCCUACAGCCCGUCACUGCCCCUGCCCCUGCACCAUCAGCCACCCACCCUCCCCUCCUCUCUCACGCAACCUCCUGCCGGACUCCUGGACCUUCCCUCUAACCUCCCACAGCCCCUGCUUCCCCUUUCUCCACGACCGGCGCCCCGCACUCAGUCGCAGACACAGACACACAGCCACAACCCCUUCCUCUGAGACUUCUGCGUCUUUCAAGCUCUGGCCUGCAGAGGGAGAUGAGGGAAUGGACUCUUUUUGGAUGAGUCUGUGCUGACUACAAUGAGAUUAGUUUAAAUGAGCCUGAACCGCACUGCGGAUUCCUGGUCUGAUGUCAAGGUGCACACUUAAAGUCCACUUGAAGCGGAUCAGUCUUGGACUGGAUGUAUUUGUGUCCGUCUAAAGACACAUCAGCUGCUAAAUAACCUGAACUCUUGAAGAAAAGCGAACUCACGCACUCACACAAACACCCACGCACACCCACAUGCACUCAGGCGCACUUGUAGGUGCACAAACACAAUCAUGCACACACCACCAAACAAACAGGGUGUAUCUUAACAGUCCCCUUGAUGCCUUUUUUCCCCAUCAACUCCGAGCACCCUUUGACCACAGAGACAGAACUGUUCCUUUUAAAAGCCACAUGCUUUGAUUGUCCACAGAGUUUCACAAGGACCCUUACCGCUGCUGCUUCACCGACGAAAGCAUGAAUGCAUCCCACCCCUAGACUCCAAACUAUUCUAUCCUGCUGAGCACCUGAGAAGAGAUCUUCAUGAUGAUAUCUAUUUUACAUUGCCUUGUUACUUUGCAAGAUCAAUAGCAUCUGGUCCUAAGUUAGUUACGUUAUUUGUCCUUUAAGGCAAGCAGCCCCUGAAGGAUCCAGGUGGACUAAAAACUGGACUAAAUCAGCCAAAAUCUAGACCUUACUGUCUCAAUCUGGACCUAAACUGAUCACUGAUUGUACCCUAUCGGACCCGUGUGCCUGUCUCUACAGCUGAUCCACAAUGCAUUCCCAGCUGGUUGAUAUUGGCGCCAUUGAAGAGGACCUCAGGGAGACCACUCUGUCCCUCCUCCAAUUAGAUUCAACCUUAAUGAACGGAAAGGCAUUUGUCUACAGAUGAAAAAAAAAAAACACAGGGAGAUCAAUGACUAUAUUUCAUAAAAAUGAGGGAUGAA
Molecule: messenger RNA, 3182 nt
Organism: Micropterus dolomieu (smallmouth bass)
Lineage: Eukaryota; Metazoa; Chordata; Actinopteri; Centrarchiformes; Centrarchidae
Gene: epn3b
Product: epsin 3b
Exons: 12
Coding region: 402-2210 (602 amino acids)
Biological process (GO): endocytosis
Cellular component (GO): plasma membrane; clathrin vesicle coat; endosome
Molecular function (GO): clathrin binding; phospholipid binding
Source: RefSeq, a predicted model, not a curated record